Messenger RNA from Coffea eugenioides, 1862 nucleotides. RefSeq lists its product as uncharacterized. The record is from RefSeq and is a predicted model, not a curated record. Gene Ontology annotation, molecular function: protein binding. The transcript has a single exon. Lineage: Eukaryota; Viridiplantae; Streptophyta; Magnoliopsida; Gentianales; Rubiaceae. Bases 125 to 1729 code for a protein of 534 amino acids.
CAUCGGGGCAGCAUGACCGUUACAAUUCCUUAAAUUCAAAUCCCAAGUUCUUCAUCUCCUCAUCUUCACUACACGACACCCGGAGAAAGAGAUAGAAUCAAGAGUGAAACAACUGAGAAUCAAGAUGAUAGAGGUAGAAUACGAAUCACCAGAAAUCGAUGAAGAGGAGGCCAAGAUGCAGCAAUUGAGAUCCAAAGCCACAGAGCUACUCCUAAGAGAAGAAUGGAAGGAGGCCAUAGAGGCCUACUCUAACCUUAUUUUGCUCUGUCAAAACCAUCUGUUAAAACUUCAUCAAGAAAAGCUGCAAAAAUCCCUGUGUUUAGCCUACUCAAAUCGAGCCGAAGCCCGGUUUCGCCUGAGAGAAUACGCAGCAGCUCUAAAAGAUUGUGAGGAAGCUCUGAAAAUUGAAAGUGCCCAUUUCAAGACUCUUCUUUGCAAAGGCAAGAUUCUGUUCAAUCUCAAUAGAUAUGGGGUUGCGUUGGAUUGCUUCAGAGCAGCAAAUCUUGAUCCUCAGGCAAGUUCCAAUUCUGAAACUCUUAAUGAUUACUUAGAUAGAUGCAAGAAACUGGAGUUUUUUUCAAGAACUGGAUCUUUUGAUCUUUCUGAUUGGAUUCUCAGUGGAUUUCGCGGAAAAAUGCCAGAACUGGCCGAGUACAUUGGUGGCGUUGAGAUCAAGAAGUCUGAGAUUAGUGGGCGUGGCUUAUUUGCUACAAAGAAUAUUGAUAGUGGCACAUUGCUGCUGGUAACCAAAGCAAUUGCUACUGAGAGAGGCAUUUUUUCCCCUGAAGAUUCGGGUGAAAAUGCACAAAUGCUUAUGUGGAAGAAUUUCAUUCAUAAGGUGAUUGAAUCAGCUAGAAGAUGCAGCAUAACCAAAAUCUUGAUUCGCUUGCUGUCUACAGGUGAAAAUGAAAAUGAUAGGGUGGUUCCUGAGAUAGAUUUGUUUAGACCUGAAGCAGAGGACAGUUGCAUUUCCAAUCAUGACCUUGAUGUGGAGCAGUUGUCAAGCAUAUUGGAUGUUAACUCCUUUGUGGAAGGUGCAAUUUCUGGGAAAGUUUUGGGUGAAAAUAGUCGUUAUUAUGGGGUUGGGCUCUGGUUAUUAGCUUCUUUCAUCAAUCACUCAUGUGAGCCCAAUGUGAGGCGUUUGCACAUUGGUGAUCACCUAUUAAUUCAUGCUUCUAGGGAUAUCAAGGCAGGUGAAGAGCUCACGUUUGCCUAUUUUGAUGUGUUCCAGCCAUUAAGGAACCGAAAAGAUAUGGUGGAAAUUUGGGGGUUUAGUUGUAGCUGCAGGAGGUGCAAAUUCGAGGAAGGUUUGUGUCAUAAAGAAGAAAUGGGAGAGGUUGCAAUGGUUCUUGGGAAAGGACUAGAUAUGGGAGCUUUUGUUUACAAAUUGGAAGAGGGUAUGAAGAGAUGGUUGGUGAGGGGGAAAGGAAAGGGCUACCUGAGAGCAUCAUUUUGGGAAGCCUAUGCAGAAGCUUUUGGAUCAGAGAGAUCAGUGAGGAGAUGGGGAAGAAGGAUUCCACCAAUUGAGACUCUGGUGGAUAGCGUUGUAGAUGCAGUUGGAAGUGAUGAAAGAGUAGUGAAAUUAUUGAUGAAAGGAUUGAAGAGAAGUGGUAAAGUUGGUGGUGGAGUGAUGGAAAUGGAGAGAGCAAUGAAGUUAGGAAGAGGGAUUUAUGGGAAAGUUAUGAAAAGACAAGCAUUGAGGACUCUGCUUCAGCUUGGCACUUCAUGAACAAUGCUGAAGCCAAAAGUUUUUCUUUACAGCCUAAACUCGUUCAACUUUCCCUUGAGCACUUCCUGUUAUCUCUUGAGUGUAAUUUUUCUUAAAACAAUGAAACUGAUGAAAACAAAUGUUGAGAUUGUCA